Messenger RNA from Leptinotarsa decemlineata (Colorado potato beetle), 2898 nucleotides. Its product is annotated as Germ cell nuclear acidic peptidase. NCBI's taxonomy places the organism in Eukaryota, Metazoa, Arthropoda, Insecta, Coleoptera, Chrysomelidae. The record is from RefSeq and is a predicted model, not a curated record. Gene Ontology annotation, cellular component: nucleus.
UGGCAACAUGGUAUUCAGUGGAUUUGAAAUUUUCCGUUUGGUGAAUGGAAUGGAAGAAUGUAAAAAAACAUUUUAAUGAAGAUUGCUGUUUUGCAUGAUACAUUAUCAUUUACAUUUUUACAUACCUUAUAUAAAUUGAAGUUGAUGUUAAGGUAAAAUAAUAUCUUUGUUUAAAUAAAUUAUGGAUAGUUUCAACGAGUCUGCUGAGCUAUUAUGCACCAUGUCUCCUAAGAUAAAACAUAAACUGAAACCUGGCCAAAAACAAUUUAGAAGAGUUGCAGGUGCAUCUAUAUUAGCUUUAAAGAAAAAUAUAAGAAGAUCAUCCUUAUAUGAAAAGUCUAUGCCAACUAUAGAUAAUUGUGAUUUGAACUUAGAAAGUACAGAUAGCACAGAAUCUUGUGAUUCAGAGAAAUGGAACCUCAAGAUUAUGAAUGAAACUCCUAUUAUUAUAUCUGACACUGAAACUGAUUCUGAGUCAGAACCCUCUGAGAAACAAGAACCUAAUACAGUUAAUUUACACAACUAUUCUCUGCCCGAUGACAAAGUAAAUGAUAUUGCAUGCUGGUUAGAGAAAGUCACUGCAGAAAAAGAAGAGAAAGAUACCACAACUUAUACUGAACUAUCUACAAUUUACGGUAGUGAGACUGGAGAAAAUUUCCUUGCAAAGGAAAAAGGACCUGUUGUCAAUUCUACUUUCUUAUCAACGGACUGUAAACGGUUUGAUGAGCUCUUUAGAACCAAAUAUAGAAACUUGAACGUUUCAAAUAAUGACUCCUUGGGGAGUGGUGACAAUGAAGAUGUGGUUACUUCUUCUAAAGAUUUAGUUAUAGACGAUUCUUUUGAAAGACAAAAUGAAAGUUUGACAACAAGAUUGGAAAAGACCAUGAAGGUUAGGAACGGAUCAAAAGUUGAUGAAAAUAAUGUUUCUGAAACUCCUCCACAAACAGUUGGUGAAAGUGAAGACCUAGAAGUGAUGCUUGACAAACUUUAUGGAAAUUCAUGGAGACAAAAGCAAGAAUUGAUUUUACCUAAAACUGAACCUAGAAAAAAAGUUACGAAACCGAGAAUGGCAGAUAUUCUAUAUUCUGAAAGGAAACCAAAACGUCCUUUAUUCAAGAAGGGGAAUGAAGAAGAUGAUGAGCUCAAUUCGAAUAACCUAAAGCAAAACGUAAGACUGAAAGCGAAUGCACAUUCAACGCUGUAUUCAAAAUUGAAAGUUUUGUGUGAUUCAGAUACGAAUUCCGAGAAUUCUCCAAUUAAAGCUUGCCCAAAAACUAGACUUGAUUUUGGUGAUGAAAGCAGUGAUGAGACAACAAAUGAUCCAAAAACUUCUAAAUAUUUCCAAAAAAAGCCAGUCCUCCAAAAGGAUACCAAAAAAGAUGACUUACCAAAUGAGAAUUUUGAUUCAUCGGACUUGGGACAAUCUCUAGAAGAGAGAAUAAGAAAGAAAAUCAAUAACAUAAAGGUGCCAUCCGUUGAAUCCAAACCAUUGAAUAAAAUUUCAAAAACCCCUAAAAAAACUCUGACUUCCAAUAAAGAAAACACUCCGAUUAUGGAAUUUCCACAAUUCUUGAAUAUGAGGGCAACUAGACCGUCUCUAACAAGCAGUACGAGUAACUCUGAUGAGGAAACAAGUCAACCAAGAUUUAUUACACAGACAAAGAGAAAGGCUGAUAAACCUACUGUGAAUAUUGAUGUCAGCAUAUCCAGUGACGAUGAGUGGGACCAAGAAGUUAGUAAACUGAAUCAUAAAAAGGAGAUUCGAAAUGGAACCUACAGCUUCCUCGCCUCCUUAUCAGUUUUCACUUAUUUUUCAAGGGCCUAUAAAGCUAUGAAAACGUUCCCGGAGUUGCCGACAAUCACAACAUGUCAUGAUUAUGUCAUCAAUACGAAAUACACCUACAAAUGCAGUGGAUGCGGAUACAGCAUUGGACGACAUACCAAAUCUCUUGAUGUGGAAAGGAAAAGGUGCGGUUAUUGUUACGGAAAAUUCGAGGUAUUGAUCAACAAGACCACGAAGAAGGGAGAGACUAAGUCGGUACCGGCCACUCCUAAAAAAGAAGCAUCCGGUUUUGCUUUGUUCGUAAAGGAAAAUUACGGGGCUUAUAAAACACCAAAUCUCAAACAUGGGGACGUGAUGAAAUUGCUAGGUCAGAAAUUUCAACAGUUGAAAGUGAACCAAACUUGAUUGGAGUGAAGCCUCAUGUUUAUUUUAAGGCUCAUAAUUGGCGAUGUUCGAUAGUGAUGGGUUUGUUAUAUACUUUAUGGACCUGGGUCUUGAUUUCUGUCAUAACUGUGUUAUUUGCCACAGUAAUUCAAAAAUAAGAUUGAACUACUGAUUUUAUUUGAUUUUAUUUUUUUAUUAUUGUCAUGAAUAUCAUUAUGAGUUAUGACAGAAACUGUGACAGCCAAUAACGAAAUAUAAAACAGGAGGCAUCACUUUAAUCCUUUACGAAUAUCAUUGCUAAGACUGAAUUUCUCAACUCUUGGCUGGAUUCCAUAAUAAAAAAGAUUAUUUAUAUUUUUAGCAUAUUUUUGAAGUAAUGAUACUAGCAUUUUUUUGUAGACUGUACAAUGUAACUGACAAUUCGGGAUUAAUUUUUUUAGUCAUUGAAGAUGUAAUUUUAUUAUGAAAUCUGGUCUUAGACAAACACUUAGUGUUUUUCAUUUGCAUUCUAGUCGAAAUAUUAAAUAUACAGUUUCUUUCAGUUGAUCUGGUAGGAAAUACAUUUUCAUAAAAUAAUGUAUGCUUUUGUAAACGAAUGUUGGUUCACAAUUUAUUUUUAUUGACGACGAAAUGUAUCUAUAUACAUGACUAGAUAGAUAGUACAAAUGUAGUUUAAGUGAUAUUUCAAUACAAUGUUGAUGUUGAAUAUUUUUAAUAAAUUUUUUUAUCAA